CUAUUAAGAAUUGUUAAUGGCAAUGAAGCUGCACCCGGAAGUUGGCCUUGGUUGGUUUCGAUGCAUGGUGGAUUGGAUGAGACAUUUUUCUGUGGAGCUAGUAUUUAUAAUGAACGAUGGUUGAUAACUGCUGCACAUUCGAGCAAUAUUCCAGCAUGGACCCUUAAGGCUGGUGCUGCCAGACGACACACAUAUUCCCGUCAUCGUCAAGUUAGGAAAGCUAAAAGGUUAUUCGUUCAUCCAGAUUUUAUCCAAGUAGAUAAUGAUAUAGCAUUAAUCCAACUUGAAGAACCGUUUAUAUUCACUGAUUAUGUUCGACCUGUUUGUCUACCAAAAGAAAGUGACCCACCUGCUGAAGGAUCAAAGUGUCUUGCUGCUGGUUGGGGUAGACCAUCUGAAACUGCUAACCAUUAUAUGAGAGCAAUGCAAGAAUUGUAUCUCGAUGUAGUCAAUUGGAAACAUUGUAAAAAUGUGGUAGAAAACGCAGAACAAAAACUACCAUAUAAAAUCUCAAAAAAUAUGUUUUGUGCUGGCGGUACAAUAGGGCAUGAUGCUUGUUCGGGUGAUAGUGGUGGUCCAUUUGUUUGUAAGAAGGAGAACACUACAGAUGAGUGGGUCCAAUAUGGAAUAGUGUCAUGGGGAGUUGGAUGUGCUGUUCCUAAUGUUCCUGGUAUAUAUACUGUGCUGCCUCAUUAUCUAGACUGGAUUAAAGAGGUUAUCGCUAAUAAUACUGACCCUUUUUAG
Messenger RNA from Lottia gigantea (owl limpet), 744 nucleotides. RefSeq lists its product as hypothetical. Gene Ontology annotation, biological process: proteolysis. The record is from RefSeq and is a predicted model, not a curated record. The transcript has 4 exons. The annotation marks the transcript as partial. Gene Ontology annotation, molecular function: serine-type endopeptidase activity. NCBI's taxonomy places the organism in Eukaryota, Metazoa, Mollusca, Gastropoda, Lottiidae.